AAAACAAAUUUUUUAAAAUUAUAAAGAUAAUAUUUCUAAUGUAGUAUAACAUAUCUAUCAUAAAUAUUUGCAUAUGUAAGUAAUAUUUUUAUGCAGAAGCAUGUGUGAAUCAAGGAAACAAGAAUACUACUUUGAUACAAUAAUAAAUAAAAGUCUUAUGGGAAUGGCAAGAAUACAUAAUAGUUUAAUUGCAUUGGAAGGUUGUAAUGCAAUCUUACGCAAAGAUUAUACAAAUGUAAUUGGAAAGGUGAAAUUAAUAUCUGGUGGUACAGCUGAAGAUGAAUUAAUAUAUCCAGGAUGUGUAGGUCCUGGCAUGUUAACAGCUGCAGUUUUGGGAAAUAUUUUGUCUGCACCUUCUGUUGAUAAUAUAUUAAGAGUUAUUGAAAAAGUUGGAGCCAAUGAUACUUCAGGUAUAUUGUUAAUUAUUCAAAAUUGUGCAGAAUAUUCUAUAAACUUUACUCUGGCAAAAUUAUAUGCUGAAUUGAAAGGAUAUGUUGUUAAACUAAUGACAAUAAAUAACAAUAUGUCGUACUUACAUCUUGGUAAUAGUAUUAAACAACAUAAUUUUUUACCUACAUUUUUUAUAUAUAAAAUAGCUGGAGCUAUGGCAGAAGAAGGAAAAAAUAUAGAUGAGAUUUAUUCAUUUUGCAAUUCUAUUGCAAACAGUGGAGAGAUGAUAUUUUUAAAAAAAGAUGGUUGCAUUGAAAAUGUAAUUCACGAAGAUGAUGAAGAAAUGCUUUCAAAUAUAGUUAAACAAAUGCUUGAACCAUUGAUAAAUAUAUUAAAUAUGACAUCACAAGAUCAAACUAAAACGAAAUCAUUUUGUGUUGGUCAUGAAAUUGCAAUUUUAAUAAGCAACUUUGGCUGUAAUCAAAUAAAAGAAAAUAUAUUUAUCUUAGAACUUUUGCAUCAAAUGGAAAUAAAUGGAUUAAGAGUAAAAAGAAUAUACGUGAAAGAAUUUAUGAAAAGUUCAAAUAGUGAAUUUCACAUUUGUUUAUUAAAUCUUUCACUCACUGCAAUAUUAACUAAAUAUUUGGAUUUUCCAACAUCUGCAUUCACUUGGCCAAUAGCAAUAGAAACUAGAAAAAGUGAUGAAACAAAAUUAUUUACAUUAAGAAAACAUCAUAAGAAUAUAGACUGCAGUGUUUUAAAUUUACAAGGACCAAUAAUGAAUUAUGAAACCAGUCAAGCAUUUUUAUCAAUUAUAUCAAUGGCAUGUGAAGCAAUAUUAGCAUGUGAAAAACAAUUGAACAAAAUGGACCAGAAAAAAUAUGGCAAUGGAGAUUAUGGUACAAAUCUUGCACGUGGAGCUGAAGCGAUAAAAAAUGCUAUUCAGAAAAAUGAAAUAUUGGGAACAAAUUUAUAUGUAACAUUUUCACAAAUUAGUCAUAUCAUUCAUAAGACAGUAAGUGGUAUACAAGGAGGAUUAUAUUCUUUGUUUUUUUACUAUGUUGCUCAGACUUUUUCGAGAUAUCAAAGCGAUCAGAAAAUAACAGUAGAUGUAUGGUUACAUGUGUUAACUACUGCAAAUAAAGCAAUUGAACCGUUUAAAGUAUCUUUUGAAGGUGAUCAAACUCUAUUAACAACUUUAACAGCAGUACAGAUAGAUUUGCAAAAUGCAUUAAGCAAAAAUGUGGAUCCCAUUGAUGCAUUUGGAAUAGCCGUGAAAGCUGCUGAAAGCUUUACUACGAAUGUUUUAUAUGGACAAUCUUUUUAUGAAUUUGAAUAUCCUGAUCCUCAUGCACAUUCAGUAGGUAUAUGGAUGAGAGCUGCAUAUGAGGAAGAUGGACAAUAUGAAUGUGAAGGAUGUCAAAGUAUUGGUAAUGUGAAAUAUUUAAGUAAUGAACAUGAAACUAGGACAUCAUUUCUUUCUGCACAGCAAUCAUUAACUCAAGAUGUUUGGUGCUUACUGAAGCAUGCAUGCUUUAGGAGUUUAAGCUGUGAAGUACAUCCUGGUAAAGAAGGUGUUUGCUACUUUGGAGAUGAAUAUAGGGGGCAUGUUUUAAGUCAUACAUUUACAUUAAAAGAUGCCCAGGCAAGAGGUUUUCGUAAAUGGUGCAGUUUUAUUGUUUUCAUGAGAGAUAAACAAUUUUUAUUAAAUAUGUGGCCCUUUUUAGUAGAUAAUUUAAAAGAAGUAAUUCGGGAAUUACAAGAUUUUGCUGAAAAAAAAUAUAAUGCUGAAGAAGCAGAGUGUCCGCAGAGAAUUGUUCGUUUAUCAACAGCCAAUGGAUCAGGAGCAUAUAAUAAUUCAAAUAAGCAGCCUCGAACGUUUAGUGAUAUAACCAACGAGAAACAUGUUUUCAUAAGAAUCCACAUGUGGUUGGUAUGGAUUCUUAGUGCUGGUGCAAGACAUUUUAUAGAAAUUUUUCCCAUGAGCUUAUUAGAUGCUGAAUUAAAUUAUAAUUUGGAGGAUCAAAUCGAAAAUGAAGAUGGAUUUACUUUGGUAAAUGCCAAAUUACCUGUAAAUUUAACUUUGAACUCAACUGAACCAGACAUGCCACUCGAGUUCUCAGAAGUCUCGGGGAAAUCUACUACAGUGAUACUUAAGAAUUUAAGAGCUGUAUUAGGGAAAGAUCAAUUUAGGCAACUUUUAUACUCUAGUUUAACGGGUGUUCAAAUUUUGGUAAGAGGUCCAAAUAUUCAAAGAUUGGAAUCUUUAUAUGGUCUUAGUUCUCUUAUUCCACGUGCAUGUAGAAGAGUUAAGACUCAAGCCACAGAAUAUAUGGAUCCUAACAAGUGUAACUUUAUUGGUGUUGACACAUCGGUAGCUGUUCCUUUGCCUUGUGCAAAUGUAUGUAGAUUAGAUAUUGUUGCAGAUGAACACAAAGUUGAAAAUUCAAAUUCACAUAUUGUUAGAUGGACAGGAAUAUUGCCAUUAAAGUUGCCAACUUUAUUAAUAAAAAUUGAAAAGUCACUUGAGAAUGAGAAACUUGGAAACUCUACUCUGAAAGCACAUUUUGCUGCAUUACAAGAAGAAUGGGCAAACAUUGCCAAAGUAGUUCAUGCCAUGCGAGGACGUGGUCAUAGUGGAGACCUUUCUGGGCUUAUGCUUAGUUUAGGUGCUGGACCUCACGAUAAAGAAUUAUUAGAUACUUGGUCAAUGGGUUUGCCACCAAAUCCAGCGUAAUUAUUUAAUUAAUCUGUCAUAUUUUAUACGUUGUAGAAUAUUGGGUAAUAUUUAAUUUAAUGUAAUUAAUAUUUAAUAUAUAAGAUGUAUUUUCUUUUAUUUGUUCAUGCAAUAUUUAUGUAUUUGAGGUUGUGCAUAAUUUUUUAUUUAUAAUAUAGUCAGCACAUGACAAAUAUUGAUAUCAGCAUAAAAUAAAUUGUUUUACAUACA
This is a messenger RNA of Frieseomelitta varia, 3337 nucleotides long. RefSeq names its product triokinase/FMN cyclase (gene BHD). Lineage: Eukaryota; Metazoa; Arthropoda; Insecta; Hymenoptera; Apidae. Gene Ontology annotation, biological process: positive regulation of GTPase activity; positive regulation of TORC1 signaling; negative regulation of transcription by RNA polymerase II. The transcript has 17 exons. The coding region runs from base 101 to 3127 and encodes 1008 amino acids. Gene Ontology annotation, molecular function: glycerone kinase activity; GTPase activator activity. Gene Ontology annotation, cellular component: cytosol. The record is from RefSeq and is a predicted model, not a curated record.